Molecule: messenger RNA, 1142 nt
Organism: Aaosphaeria arxii CBS 175.79
Lineage: Eukaryota; Fungi; Ascomycota; Dothideomycetes; Pleosporales
Exons: 1
Coding region: 143-916 (257 amino acids)
Source: RefSeq, a predicted model, not a curated record
GCCGCUCGUCUUUCUUUUUGUCGUUCUCUCGUGUGCGCGCCCAUAUCGGAAAGUCAUUCGUUAAUUACUUCAAAAUUCAAAUCUGUUUCACAUAAUACCGUUAUCGCUUUGAUACAGUCCACUCCUUUUGAAAACAGUCAAAAUGAUCGCCAUCACCUCCAUAAUACUCCUCUCCGCCCUCUCCAACACCAACACCGCAUUCGCAAAACUCACCACCUCAAUAUGGAUGCCAAACGGCAUGGACGACGACUCAGUCACCUUCCGCGGAUCCGUCAUCGGCGCGAACAAAGAGGCCGUAACCCUCGCCCUCGCCUACAAUGAACCCUACAACGCCUCGGAGCCCAUGGCCACCGUCACCGUCGCACCCACCUUCUGGGCGACGCAAACCACCUUGACCGACCCCGAAACCUCAGGCGACUACACCUACAGCGCGCAGUGCAGCAAGGCGCCACGCGCCCGCGCAGGAGCCUCAUGCUCGUACUCGUUCGCCGGCGUCCUCGCGCACGCCAUGGCCUGCGCAGACUUCACGCAGCAGGCCGAGUGGACCACCGAUUCGUACACGCUGCCCGCCUGGUGCACCGAGGGCACGGAGCUCCCGGCCAGCCUCGCCCGCGACGUCUUCACCCUCGCGCAGUCGGAGAUCGGCACCUACGAGGUGAUCAUCACGGCUGGUGAGGAGAAGUUGAGCGCUGUUGCGACGACGGGCGCGAGUGUUACGCCGUCCAGUGCGCAGUCUACGGGGUCGAACACUACGCCCACGGGAACUGGAAGCUCGACUGCUGCGAGCGCUGCGCAGAGUGGGAGCUCCGGAACGGGAACGGCGACGACGUCUGAGACGGGGGCUGCGGUCCCGUUGAGGACGAUGGCUCCUGCGCUUGCGGGCUUCGGUGCUGCGUUGGCGAUGUUUGUGGUUUGAGUGAGUGUAGAGAUGGGGAAUUGAGGGCGUCGCGAUCAAGAUAUCCAAAGACGUAAAUCUAUACAGUACAACAAUAUUAAUACCAUACAUAUCAAGCAACAAAGCAAAGCUGGAUAAAUUGGGCUCUGAAACUGGUUGGAAGUGCUUAUGUGCUAACUGUCAUGAUAGCAGAUCGAUUUGUGGGUUCAUGGUUCACAGGUGCAUAGCCGGAAGGGAAAUAUCAUCC